Molecule: messenger RNA, 926 nt
Organism: Triticum aestivum (bread wheat)
Lineage: Eukaryota; Viridiplantae; Streptophyta; Magnoliopsida; Poales; Poaceae
Product: NRR repressor homolog 1-like
Exons: 1
Coding region: 119-655 (178 amino acids)
Biological process (GO): regulation of systemic acquired resistance
Source: RefSeq, a predicted model, not a curated record
GCAGCUAGCCAUACCUCGUCUCUCUCAUCUCACUCCUCUGUUUCUUUCCCGUCGACCACAGAGUGACAUUGAGGUUGCAAUCCAGCUAGAAGGCCAUCCUACAGUCUGCAGCAUUGCAAUGGACGCCACAAAGACAGCAGCCAAGGCUGUGGCGGCAGGAAACGGCGACGCAGACGCCGCUCCGUCGACCCGGCGGACGGCGGCGCCGAAGCAAGUACCUCGGCAGGAGGAGCCGCUGCCAGGAGACGCCGCGGCAGCGGCCGACCCGGCGCCGGCGACGGCAACGACGAGCGCUACUGUCGCGGAGAGCGGCGUGGAGGACGAGCAGGUGGAGAGGUUCUACGCGCUGCUGGCCAACAUCCGGGCCAUGAGGGGCAUGAACGAGAGCGGGGGCGACGACGCCGGCGCGAGCACGGAGGGUGCCAGCGAGGUCUGCGGCGGCGGGAGGAAGCGCGCGCGCUGGGCAGAGCCGCCGUGGAGGCCGGCGUUCAGGAUGGAGGACUUCGAGGACGCCAGCGCGUCCAAGAAGGACAUGAAUUACGACGGUGCCGCCAGCCAUCGGCGGCCGGGCAAGGAGACCAAGGACGAAGCGGAGGACGACGUGGCACGGAAUGGCCGUGGAGUCGUCACGCCGUCGUCAGAGAGGAAAGUUUGACUCUCUGUCGCCGUGUCGCUGAUACUGGCUGCGCGAAACACGUGUGGUCACGUGUUCUCCGUGGGGCGCGUCGGUGGGUCGUGGAGGAAAGCUCCAUGCCAAAAUGCCAUGUCCAUCGACACAUUUUUUUUUAGCAUCAGUACAAACACAAGCGCUCAUAUACACGCGCAUACACUCAUUCCUAUGAACGCACAUACACACAUCCUACCCUUAUGAGCACCUUCGAAAGACUGAGCCGACAUAUCAUCUUGAGAUUUACGAAGUCACCGUA